This is a messenger RNA of Bactrocera tryoni, 729 nucleotides long. RefSeq lists its product as uncharacterized. The coding region runs from base 1 to 729 and encodes 242 amino acids. NCBI's taxonomy places the organism in Eukaryota, Metazoa, Arthropoda, Insecta, Diptera, Tephritidae. The record is from RefSeq and is a predicted model, not a curated record. The transcript has a single exon.
AUGAACAGCAAUGAAUUCCAGCCUAUUAUAGUGAAUACUAAUCGUUCACGUUUGCCUCAAUUAACGUUGCCUAAAUUCAUUGGUUCCUAUAUAGAGCGGACAAAUUUCUAUUCGAUGUUCACAUCAAUCAUCGAUAAGGACAGCGACCUAAGCGAUGUGGACAUAUUGCAACAUUUGCGUUCCUGUUUGAGUGGUGCUGCUCUUGACACCAUACGAUCGUUGGAAAUAAAUGAGGCUAAUUAUAAAAUCGCAUUAGAUCUCCUCAUUAAACGACUUGAUAAUAAACGUCUUAUUUUUCAGGCACAUAUCAAGGAGAUUUUCGGGAUGGACAAAGCAGAUGGUACCGUCGGCAAGCUGCGAGCGUUGACUGACAAGGUAAAUUCGCAUAUAUGUGCGUUGCAGUCACUUGGUUCAAAAGAGCAAAUAGCGGACUGCAUAGUGGUACAAUUCUUAACACAAAAGUUGAACAACGUAACUCAAGCAAAAUGGGAAGAAAGUUGGUCAAUAAACGAGUUACCAUCGUGGGAAUCAUUAGCUGCAUUUUUAGAACAUCGAUGUCGUACCCUCGAGAACAUAGAGCAUGCAUUACAAACCCAAGCUGAAACAUUUGGUAAAACUGGAAAAACCGUGAGUACACAUCAAAGAAAAUCCUUUGUUGCUUCAAAUAGCUUACUGGGUGUUUGUGUAUUUAAUGGUCACGAAGUAUCAUUAAUACCAAACUCUGUCUAA